Messenger RNA from Vigna angularis (adzuki bean), 813 nucleotides. RefSeq lists its product as uncharacterized. Lineage: Eukaryota; Viridiplantae; Streptophyta; Magnoliopsida; Fabales; Fabaceae. The transcript is spliced from 6 exons. Gene Ontology annotation, biological process: recombinational repair. The coding region runs from base 1 to 813 and encodes 270 amino acids. The record is from RefSeq and is a predicted model, not a curated record.
AUGCAGUUUGAAAGAAUGGAGCCAUGGGAGGGACUUGAUAUAGACGACAGUGAUCUCAAAGCAUUCUUAAAAAAGUGCAACUCAACUGCAACGUUGAUACCAGGACCUGCUGGAAAUGUACAAGCGGCCAUGCUAAACAGGCAAACAGAUGAACCUAAGUCAACACAGGAAUUUGUUAAUGACAUUGCAAAGGCAACAUUUGAUCGAGAUUUCAAAUCUAAUCCUUGGAUAUGGGCUGAGAAGUUCAUUAAACACCAUGGACUUGUACAAGAUGGCAACAUUAACAACGUCACCCAGCUAGAACGCGUUAAGUCAAUGCAUGUCCUUCCGUUUGUAGCAUGCAUUGUUAAAGAGUGCAACCCAAAUGGAUUGGGUGACAUGAAAAUUGUUGUCAAGGAUCAAAGUACCUCAUUGUCUGCUUCGGUUCACAACAAAGUCCUUCUGCAUCCAGAGUUUGGGCCCGAUAUAGGAGUUGGUGCUGUGUUAUUAUUGCAAAGUGUUGGUGCAUUGAGUCCUUUUGGCAGGAUUUACUAUUUGAAUAUAACAGUCCGGAACGUUGUUAAGGUCUUCAAAGCUGACAUAGGUGUUACCAAUAAGGAGUAUUGUUAUUCCGCUGUGCAAAAUUCUAUAACGGUACCGAUUGUUCCAACAAUAGGUCCUCCAACUGAGGAACUACUUAACGCUUCAUCAAGACCUGUGAUUCGACCCAACCCAUGUGCCGAAAACAACAACAAAGACAAAGAUGUUGGUCCAUCUGAAAAGGCUUGUCCUUCUCGCUCUAAUAAUAAAACAACAACCACCAUGGAAGAUUGA